UCCCUGGCGGCCACUCAGAGGACACUGGAAAGAGCUGGGUGGCCGCCCAGCAGGAACCAGCAGGGUGGUAGGUUCCUGCUGCCCCCUGAGGCCAGUGAUAAUGCCAACCCCACAGAGCCCCUCACAAGGCAGCAGGGAGCCUCCGGGGCAACACAGGCCCAUCGUGGAGAAUGGGAAGUGGCAGGGCCCAGGGCCUCUUUCUCUUGUCUCUCCACGAGGCAAAGGCCUUCUCGACCUUUAUCCACAUGGGCAAAGUGAGACUCGCGAUUGACUAUAGCAGUCCUGUGGGGCGUGAGUGAAGACUCCAGGUUUCCCAAUUCCCACCCACCGCGGGCCUGGCUCUGUGCUGGAACCUGGAGAUAACGGCCUCAGAGAAGGCCCAGAAGUGAGUUGGGAGACCAUUCUGGUGGCAGUGGCCAUGACGAUGGUGAUAACAGUGGAACACGUUUGGUAUUGAGUCCUGGGUUGCAAGCAGUUUCCUGGGAGUAACUCCUGAGGCCCCAUUUCCCAAAGAGGAACGCCGAGGCUUGGGAGAGUUUUAAGUGUUUUAGCCAAGGUCAUGUUGCCAGUAAAUGGUGGAGCUGGGUGACGUGACCGUGCAGUAACAACCGCUCCCAGUUACUGAGCAUUUACUCUGGGCUGGAAAUCGAUCUAAACACCUGAAGUACAUUUUCUUGUUUGAGCCCCAGAAUGGUUCCCAGAGAGAGAGAGAUUGUCCCCUUGGAUGGUAAUGGCAGUCGCCAGCACAGGAAUGGGGCUUGCUGAGCAUCCAGCACGGCUCUGGACUGUUGACUUCAACUUCUCAUCUCCUUUGCUUCUCCUGGUGCCACCCUGUGAGGCCCGGGUGGAGCGCAUGGAGCAGUUCCAGAAGGAGAAGGAGGAGCUGGACAGGGGCUGCCGCGAGUGCAGGCGCAAGGUGGCUGAGUGCCAGCGGAAGCUGAAGGAGCUGGAGGUGGCCGAGGGCGAGGGCAGCAAGCUGGAGCUGGAGCGGCUGCAGGCCGAGGCUCAGCAGCUGCGCAAGGAGGAGCGGAGCUGGGAGCAGAAACUGGAGGAGAUGCGCAAGAAGGAGAAGAGCAUGCCCUGGAAUGUGGACACGCUCAGCAAGGAUGGCUUCAGCAAGAGCAUGGUCAAUACCAAGCCAGAGCAGGCGGAGGAGGAGUCGGAGGAGGUGAGGGAGCAGAAACACAAAACCUUCGUGGAGAAGUACGAGAAACAGAUCAAGCACUUCGGCAUGCUCCGCCGCUGGGACGACAGCCAGAAGUAUCUAUCAGACAAUGUCCAUCUGGUGUGUGAGGAGACGGCCAACUACCUAGUCAUCUGGUGCAUUGACCUAGAGGUGGAGGAGAAAUGCGCACUCAUGGAGCAGGUGGCCCACCAGACCAUUGUCAUGCAGUUCAUCCUGGAGCUGGCCAAGAGCCUGAAGGUGGAUCCCCGGGCCUGCUUCCGGCAGUUCUUCACUAAGAUCAAGACAGCCGACCGCCAGUACAUGGAGGGCUUCAACGAUGAACUCGAGGCGUUCAAGGAGCGUGUGCGGGGCCGCGCCAAGCUGCGCAUCGAGAAGGCCAUGAAGGAGUAUGAGGAGGAGGAGCGCAAGAAGCGGCUGGGCCCGGGCGGCUUGGACCCCGUUGAAGUCUAUGAGUCUCUCCCUGAGGAGCUCCAGAAAUGCUUUGACGUGAAGGACGUGCAGAUGCUCCAAGAUGCCAUCAGCAAGAUGGACCCCACCGAUGCGAAGUACCACAUGCAGCGCUGCAUCGACUCCGGCCUCUGGGUCCCCAACUCCAAGUCCAGCGAGGCCAAGGAUGGGGAGGAGGCGGGCCCCAGGGACCCCUUGCUGGAAGCCGGCCCCAAGCCAGGCGACAAGAAGGAUGUCAGCGCCUGACGCGCCCCAGCUGCUGCCCACCUGCCUGCAGGCCCCUGUGUGCCCCUUUUCAGAAAACAAAAAUAGAUGCCAUCUCCCCAGCUCCUGGCUUCCUCCAUUUUCGCUGCUCCCGCCCAGCCUGGGGCCGGGAGAAGGCCUGUCCCCACCCCCACUACCCCCACCUCCAGUGCUCAUCCAAGUCUCUGCUUUGAGUCAAGGGGCUUCACUGUCUGCAGGAUGUUACCCCCCCCCCAAUCAGCAUUAUGCCAAAGGCCUGGGGGUCCAGGGAGGGGCGGAGGUUGCUAGGCUGGUCCAUGAGGUGGGGGGAGGGUCUCCAGCCCAGAGGCCUGCUCCAGUCACCAUGGGCUCUGUUUUCACUGUUCAUCUGCUGUCGAGACUUCUAUAUGGUAAACAGCAAUGAUCUUCCAAUAAAGGAUUUCAGAUGCUCA
Molecule: messenger RNA, 2307 nt
Organism: Leptonychotes weddellii (Weddell seal)
Lineage: Eukaryota; Metazoa; Chordata; Mammalia; Carnivora; Phocidae
Source: RefSeq, a predicted model, not a curated record